AUGCUGAAUGCACUUAGAAACUCUAACCUGACCCUUGUUGUUUUGAUUUGCUUUGUGCUGAUAGCUUCAAAGCUGUGUUCCGUCAAUUCAUCAGUGUACAACCCACACAACAUUCUGAAGAAGCAGUUCGGGAAGUGGCUUCAGCACCACGGAAAAUCAUAUAGAGGAAAGGAUGAGUGGAUGUUCAGGUUUGGGAUAUACCAGUCUAAUAUCCAGUGGAUUGACUACAUCAACUCCCUCCACAUGCCCUUUAAGUUAGCGGAGAACAGAUUUGCGGACAUGACCAACUCUGAGUUUAAGGCACAUUUCCUCGGGUUGAACACGUCUUCCUUGAAGUUAGACAGCAACCCUAUGCCGGCGAAUUGUGACCCAUCAGGUAAUGUACCAGCAGCUGUGGACUGGAGGAAAGAAGGCGCUGUUACUCCUAUUAGAAAUCAAGGAAGAUGCGGAGGUUGUUGGGCUUUCGCUACAGUUUCAGCUAUUGAAGGCAUCAACAAGAUUAAAACAGGGAAUUUAAUUUCUCUUUCAGAACAACAACUCAUAGAUUGUGACACCGGAAGUUACAACAAAGGUUGUAGCGGUGGAUUAAUGGAAACAGCCUAUGAAUACCUCGUAGCCAAUGGUGGACUGGUCGCCCUGGAGGACUACCCAUACACAGCCACAGAUGGUACCGGCUGCGACCAAGAAAAAUCUCAAAAUAAGAUAGUUACGAUUAAAGGAUACCAAAAGGUAGCACAAAACGAGGCGAGUCUAGAAGUCGCUACUGCUCAACAACCAGUAUCAGUUGGAAUCGACGCUGAUGGAUUUAUCUUUCAGUUCUACUCUUCUGGUGUUUUCACAGGUUACUGUGGAUCAAGUCUUAACCAUGCAGUGACUGUUGUUGGAUAUGGAGAAGAAGACGGUGAAAAGUAUUGGAUCGUAAAGAAUACAUGGGGAACUGGUUGGGGUGAAGAAGGCUACAUACGGAUGGAACGUGGUUAUCGUAAAGAAACGGGUAAAUGUGGUAUUGCUAUGCUUGCAAGCUAUCCUCUGCAGUGA
Eruca vesicaria subsp. sativa (arugula) is the source of this 1038-nucleotide messenger RNA. Lineage: Eukaryota; Viridiplantae; Streptophyta; Magnoliopsida; Brassicales; Brassicaceae. The record is from the annotation of a GenBank genome assembly.